UCCUAACGUUUAGUACUACUUAUGAUUUCGAAACUUUGAACGUCUGUAGUUCCUGUUCGAAAACUUUGGCGUUAAAUCAGUGCGAUGGAGAGAGAAGAGAGAAGACCUUUGCUGCCAGACAAAGCAGAACAUUCUUAUAUUGAAGAUGACAAAGGAUCAUACCCACGGAUUCAGCGCCCUACUUUGAGAUCAAGCAUAAGUUAUGAUGAGCUUCCAACUUCAGUUGUUGGAUACCUUGGGAAUAACUACCAUUGCAUCAUAACACCACCUCGAGGAUCAAAAGACAAGAAAGCAAAUGAGAAUAAGGAAUCAAGUUCCGAAAGCACACAGAUACCAGAAACAAUCCACCGAAAUCGGAGGUGGCCCAUAUUUAUUUAUUUAGUUAGCUUGAUUGAAGUUGUUAUCUUGGUGUAUUCGUGUGCCACUGGCAGUAUUGAACCUAUUGGAUUUAAAUCAGACACUAAAUAUCAAGAUGUAUCAGUAUUUGGUUAUAUACACAAUUAUGAAAAUGAGACCAUCAAGGAAAGCAUUGGUGUUAUUCCUGGUGCAAAUAUCUUCAUUGGACCAAAUGCUUCAUUUUUAGUACAAAUGGGAGCCUUGUUUUCUCCGUGUAUGCGAACAGAMAAAGUUAUUGUCAAAAGCAUUGAAAAUAGAAAGAAGAAAGAAGAAAAUUAUCGAUGCUGUUCCUUGAAUGAAGAAUGUGGAAUGAUGAACAAGUCUAGAUGUGUGGAUCCUAGUCAAAUCAUUGGAAACAAAACAACCUGCAAUUCAACAAAUAAAAAAUGUAGUUUUGGUGUCUUGCUUAGACCAUGCUGCAUGGGACUACACACUGAAUGUGAAAUAAUGUCAGAAGAAAAAUGCAAGUUAAUAAGAGGUCAAUGGCACAAAGAUAAAUUGUUGUGCAGUGAGGUUAACUGCAUGGACCAUAUCUGUGGAAUGACGGGUGCCAUGCAAACGCAUGGAAAUCAGGGCUACAGACUUCUUACUCCUAUUUUCUUGCACAUAGGAAUUCUUCAUCUUCUUACAAAUCUCAUCUUUCAACUCAUUUUUGGUAGCAAAAUCGAGAAAGAAAUUGGAACCGUGCGCACUGCCCUGAUAUACCUUAUCAGUGGGUUUGGUGGGAAUCUAGUCAGUGGAAUUUUCACUCCUCUCUUGCCUGAGGUUGGUGCUUCGGGUGCGCUCUUUGGGUUUUUAGCCAUAAUUUUGGUCUGGUAUGUCCGCUAUUAUAGGCUGCUCCAAAAACCUUUCUGUGAUUUGUGUGUUUUGAUUACUAUUAUUUUGAUCAGCUUUGCUAUUGGGACUUUGCCGUAUAUAGGUAACUUCGUCCAUAUCGGCGGCUUUAUAUUCGGCUUAUUAGCGACAAUAGUAUUGCUACCUCGAAAAGUACCAGAACCAGAUGUUGUGACAACAGAACGCUUUUGGCGUGACUGGAUCUCAAAAGGGAUUGCGUUAUCUUUAUUCAUAACACUUACUGUGGCUGGAUUUAUUCUACUCUACUCGAGUGACUCGAAUUUCUGCAAAGCUUGUAGAAACAUCGACUGUAUACGAUGGACUACGAAUUUUUGUCCUGAUAAUAGUCACGAUGGCUUUCUAAAUACAGAAGAAGAUUAGGAUACUUUUCAAAUUUUGUUCUAUAUUCACAUGUCUGGAAGAAGUGGAGGGGAUCGGGACGGAAACACUAAAACGAGGUGAACAAUCUUCCGAAGUAAGUUUUGCUGAUAGAGACAUGUUGAAAAGGCGUUCCAAAGAAGAACCUUCUGGACCGAAAAGGUUUGAGAUUUCAGAGACCGAUAGAAAAUUAUUAAAAAAAAAAAAAAUCAAGGUAUAGAUGUAUUUAUCUAGUCAGGACUAGAAAAGCAUGAUAAUAGAGUGAAGGCAUUUAACCCGUGAAAUAAAAAAUACUAGUCAACGUGUAAUAAUCAAAUAGACACAAAAGAAGACAAUGGAAUUAGGGCCGUCAAAUGUGAUUAGUCUAACAUCUAUUUCACGGGUUUGAAUGACUUUACUCUAUUUGAGCGCGGUAAAGUUUUUCAGGCAAUAUUUUGAAGGCAACGUUAAUAUAUGACGAUGACUAUUAUGAACUGGUAUUAAAGGUUUUUUCAAUUGAA
Molecule: messenger RNA, 2108 nt
Organism: Actinia tenebrosa (Australian red waratah sea anemone)
Lineage: Eukaryota; Metazoa; Cnidaria; Anthozoa; Actiniaria; Actiniidae
Product: inactive rhomboid protein 1
Biological process (GO): regulation of epidermal growth factor receptor signaling pathway; regulation of protein secretion
Cellular component (GO): endoplasmic reticulum membrane
Molecular function (GO): serine-type endopeptidase activity
Source: RefSeq, a predicted model, not a curated record